Molecule: messenger RNA, 2872 nt
Organism: Anopheles darlingi
Lineage: Eukaryota; Metazoa; Arthropoda; Insecta; Diptera; Culicidae
Gene: Dus1
Product: tRNA-dihydrouridine(16/17) synthase [NAD(P)(+)]-like
Exons: 7
Coding region: 653-2518 (621 amino acids)
Biological process (GO): tRNA processing
Molecular function (GO): flavin adenine dinucleotide binding; tRNA dihydrouridine synthase activity
Source: RefSeq, a predicted model, not a curated record
AAACUCACCAAAAAGCACCGAACCCCCUCUACACAACACAACAACACGUUUUUCUGCUGCUGUUCGUGUUUCUAGACAAAUUUAGUGUAGUUUUCCUCGAUAGUGUGACUAACCAGGACACAAGGAAACCCUCCGUUAAGUGGUGAGUGAGCAGGAAAAGUGGAAAAACCCGUGCUAACCGAACGGAGCGGCGAGCGCAUGGUGUUUUGGUGUGAGUCGCCGCCACUCGUGACUUGCGUGCAACAGCUUGCACACAACUUGCAUCCUCGUAGCACCGGAAGCGGGAGGGACCAACGCAGUUCAAACUGACCGGACCUAGCAUUUUUUUGCGUUCCAGUCAACCCGUCUUUCCAGCCCUUGGUCAUCAUUUAAUUGACGUUUGUGAGGAGGGACGUUCAUGCCCGCGCGCUCACUUGAAUGAAGGUGCGUUUGCGGGACACGACUAACAGACGAACGGACAGCUGGACAGGCAGCAACCAGCAUCGUGACCUUCGUCAAUUUGGUGGCGAUACGAAACAACGAAACAAUACGGAAGUUUGCCGUCAACUGGCGUAACUGUGGCUCUGAUCAUCUCGAGUGCCAGAACCGUGUACCGUGAUUCCCGUACCUUGGAUUGGUAGAGCUGUUCACAAUAGCAGCAAUACCAGCGGCCAUGGUAACAAGUGUUGAAGGAAACACACCAACGAAACCUUUGACGGGAAGGGAGAUGGAGCAGCGCUCUCUAGCAACACCAAUGGUCGCAACGGAUGCGGACACGGACAAGGACACCAUGAACAAUCGCAAACUAACCGGGUUUGAGUUUUACGAAAAAAUUCUCGGGUCACCCCGUUAUGUGGUAGCACCGAUGGUGGAUGCGAGUGAGCUCGCCUGGCGGUUGCUUAGCCGCCGCCACGGAGCCCAGCUCUGCUACUCGCCCAUGUUCCACAGCAGCUGUUUCUCGAAGGAUCCCAAGUAUCGGAAGGAUUCACUGCAAACCUGCCCGGAAGAUCGGCCGCUUAUUAUUCAGUUCUGCGGCAACGAUCCGAAAGUGAUGCUGCAGGCGGCGCUGCUGGCACAGGAUCACUGCGAUGCGAUCGAUAUCAACCUUGGCUGCCCACAGGCCAUUGCCAAACGGGGUCACUACGGUGCCUUCCUGCAGGACGAAUGGGAGCUGCUGCGUGAGAUAGUGAGCACGUUGCACUGUCAUCUAGCGAUUCCGGUGACCUGCAAAAUACGCAUCUUCGAGGACAUGUCGAAAACGAUCCGGUACGCGCGGAUGUUACAGGAUGCCGGUGCCCAGCUGUUGACCGUACACGGGCGAACCCGCGAGCAGAAGGGACCGCUGACCGGCCUGGCCGACUGGAAGUACGUGACGGUGCUCCGGAAACAACUGAGCGUACCGAUAUUUUCCAACGGCAACAUCAUGUCCGUGCACGACGUGGAACGGUGUAUCGAAGAAACUGGUGUUAACGGGGUAAUGACGGCGGAAGGCAACCUGUACAAUCCGGCCCUCUUCGAGGGCAUCAAUCCGGUCUCGUGGGAAAUGGCAAACGAAUACCUGGACUUGGUGGAGCAUUUCCCGGCACCGAUUUCCUACAUCCGCGGUCACAUGUUCAAGCUUUUUCAUCAUUUGAUGCAUUUGAAAUCGAAUACAGCGCUACGGGAAGAGUUGGCUGUAUGUCGAUCCGUUGCAGAGUUUCGUGCGGUGGUUGUCGAGCUAAAGAAAAGGUACCAACCGUAUCACGAUGGUCUCCUGAAAUGGACCGGUGAAGAGGAAGAGCAAACCAAACAGUCCGAAGACGAUGUUGGUGGUGAUGAAUCAACAAAGGAAGAAUCGUCCUCGCAACCGGCACCACCUGAUUACAACCUUCGACUACCUCCGUGGCUCUGUCAGCCGUAUAUUCGCAUACCGCCGGAAGCGCACCGACAGAAGCUGGCCGAAGCGCGCCGGUUGGCUGAGGAUCCGACGCGGGAGAAACGCCAGUUCUUCGAUGUUCACGGUAACGAAAUUUCGCGCAAACGGAUGAAAAAAAUGCGUCGCGUGCAGCGUCGCCCAAAGAACCGGAACCGGAACGCACACAAAAGAGAUAACCAUCCAGUCUCCAACGAGGGCGAGGAGGAGAACGCUGACGAGGAAGACGAUCAACCGGAGGACAUCGAAGCGGAAGAGGAUCAGAUAGGCAAUCAGGUCCGGUUGAAGAUAUCGAUCGCGGAAAUGAACCGCAGACGUCGGCGGAGUUUCGAUGAGCUGUGCAAGAACGUUGUCACUUGCACCAAUCCGAUGGGUCUCAAGUGUGAGCAUCGGCUGUGCAAGACGUGCUGCCGAUCAAAGUGUUACCGAGAGGAUCUCGAUUGUCCUGGACAUAAGAUUCGGAUCAAAUCGCGCCGCGAUAAAGCAAAGGCGCUGACGUUGGCCGAACAGCAGCAGCAACAGCAACAACAAUCGAGUGAGAAUGGUAACGGCGCACAGCCAAUCGAGCCACAUGAGCAGGAUGUUGCUGUUCCUGAGAUGACGGACAAGGCGGAGGCUCUCAGUUGAUCCUGUGAAUUACCCGAAUCAUGGUUUCGAUUUCAUCCAAGUAAUCGUCGCCACCAAAUGUACAUUUUCAACGCCAGUUAAUACCUCCACCAAGGAAUUUUCGUCAUCAUGGCAACGAGCUAACGAUCUAAAUAUCUGCAACCGCUAUAUUAAGAAAUCAUUGAGAUGAAACUUAUCUAAUGCAACGGUCCAAAAUACAUGGCUACAUCGAACCUGCCGUUAAAGAUCUUUUAUUUCAUCGAUCAUUAAAUCGCAGCAAACUAACACGUUUCAUUCAUACACAUUUCUCUGUUGUAUAGUAACUCUCACUUUAUGAUAAUGAUAAAAAACAGAAGUAAAAAAUCACGUAAACAC